Micropterus salmoides (largemouth bass) is the source of this 2647-nucleotide messenger RNA. Its product is annotated as cytochrome P450 2K1-like. Bases 744 to 2249 code for a protein of 501 amino acids. Gene Ontology annotation, biological process: xenobiotic metabolic process. Gene Ontology annotation, molecular function: heme binding; iron ion binding; oxidoreductase activity, acting on paired donors, with incorporation or reduction of molecular oxygen, reduced flavin or flavoprotein as one donor, and incorporation of one atom of oxygen. The transcript is spliced from 9 exons. The record is from RefSeq and is a predicted model, not a curated record. Lineage: Eukaryota; Metazoa; Chordata; Actinopteri; Centrarchiformes; Centrarchidae. Gene Ontology annotation, cellular component: intracellular membrane-bounded organelle; cytoplasm.
AUGUAUAGCAAUUGUAAGUCGCUUUGGAUAAAAGCAUCAGCUAAAUGAAACUCAGAGUUUUCACCAAGCCUGCUUUCUGAAACCUGAUAGACAGGCCAUAAUCACCCACAAGUCUAAACUAAACACAACAUAUGUGUAUAAUAACAACAGUUAUUAUACACAUUAAGAGUGUAAAAAUGAAACUAGAGAUAUUAAUAAAGUUGUUUUUGAGGACAAAUGGCACUCAUUAGGCUGAAUGACCCAAUAUAUUUGAUUUCAUUUCAUUUUUCAUCCAAUCACUGUUACUUUAAAUAUCACCCAUGUCAGUCUUGCUAAUUAAUAAUAAAAGUAACAUUUAUGUAAAACCUUUGGUGUAUUCUGAUUUUCAGAAUCAUACAACACUCAGUGCAGUGCCUUGAAUAAAACUUCCCUCUAGUCCACUAUGAAUUUCAUCAUAUAUUAACUCUUGUGUUACUUGUAUGCAUUCCCUUGUUAACCUUUGAACUGGGUGUUCUAUGUAAACUAAUCUAUAUAAACAGUUGUACAUUAACCGAUAGGCCAUACACUGAAAUGAGUCCAGGAGCCCAAAAAAAAGCUCUUCUCCCUCCUUCAGCCUUUUUGUUUCACUACUUCAUCUGGACUAAAAGACCUGGAUUUGAUAGUUGUAGACUACACCCCAACACACACACAAAAUAAAACAUACACACACAAAGGAAAACGUGCAUAUUGUCUCUGACUUUGUUAUCUGUGAGACACUUCAAAAUAUGGCUGCAGUGGAAACUCUUUUUCUGUACAGUACAACCAUGCUGCUGGGCACUGUUGGAAUCCUGCUCGCCUUGUAUGUAUUUUUCUGCAGCGUUGACCAUCGAAGAAAGGAGCCUCCGGGACCCAGGCCACUGCCCUUGUUCGGCAAUUUGCUGCAGCUGGAUCUUAAGUCAACCUACAGCACGCUGUAUGAGCUCUCCAAGAAGUAUGGACCAGUAUUCAAGGUCCAUUUUGGGCCCAAUAAAGUGGUGGUGCUGGCAGGAUACAAGACAGUCAAAAAUGCUCUCGUCAGCUACGCAGACAAGUUUGGAGACCGAUACGUCUCCCCUUUAUUACAUGAGAGGAUUAAAGGUCAUGGGAUUCUGUUUGCAAAUGGAGAAUCGUGGCAAGAGAUGAGACGUUUUGCCCUCACCACCCUGAGAGACUUUGGGAUGGGAAAAAGAAUAGCUGAGGAUAAAAUUUUGGAGGAAUGCGACCAUCUAAUCAAAUUGUUUGAAGAGCAUGAAGAGAAACCAUUUGAUACAACAAGUCCAGUAAAUUAUGCAACAUCCAAUAUCAUCUCUUCAAUCGUGUAUGGAAGAAGAUUUGAAUACAAUGACCCCCGAUUCAAAAACUUGGUGAGAAGAGCCAACGAGAACAUCCGUAUUUCUGGAUCUGCACCAAUCCAGCUUUACAACAUGUUUCCCAGGUUGUUUGGUUGGAUCAAAAAUCGGCAGCUGAUAAAAGAAAAUGCAGAGAUGACUGUCAGAGAUGUCAAAGAUUUAAUCAAGCAUUUAAAAGAAACGUUGAACCCUCAAAUUUGCAGAGGGCUUGUGGACUGUUUUCUUAUUCGGAAACAGAAAGAUGAUGAUUCUUUUGUUAAGGACACUCACUUCAAUGAGAAGAACUUGAUAUAUACAGUGACCAAUCUGUUUGCAGCUGGUACUGAUACCACAGCAGCUACACUGAGAUGGGGUCUGGUGCUUAUGGCCAAAUAUCCACAUAUGCAAGACCAGGUCCAGGAGGAGCUGGGCAGGGUGGUAGGAAGCCGUCAGGUCCGGGUAGAUGACCGGAAAAACCUGCCGUACACUGAUGCUGUUAUCCAUGAGACACAGAGACUGGCUAACAUUGUCCCCAUGGCUCUUCCACACAAAACCAGCUGUGAUGUCACCUUCCAGGGCUACUUUAUCAAAAAGGGGACUACUGUGUUUCCUCUGCUUACUUCUGUUCUGUAUGAUGAGAGUGAAUGGGAGAGCCCACACACUUUCAACCCUUCCCACUUCCUGGAUGAGGAGGGUAAAUUUGUCAGGAGAGACGCCUUCAUGCCCUUUUCUGCAGGUCGCAGGGUGUGUCUCGGAGAAAGUCUGGCUAAGAUGGAGCUCUUCCUCUUGUUCACCUCCCUCCUGCAGCGCUUUCGUUUCACUCCUCCACCUGGAGUCACAGAGGACAAACUGGAUCUGACACCAGUUGUGGGCUUGACCCUCACCCCAUCAGCUCAUAAGCUGUGUGCUGUCAGUCGCCAAUGAAGAAGAGAGCUGGAACAUCUUGAUCAUUAUGUCACGGUGGGAAUGGAAACUGCUACCGUGCCUGGACAUUUUGUCAUUCAAUCAUCCAUGGUGAGAUUGUUGUGUAGAGCAACCGUUAACAAUUUGAAGAAAUAUCUGUGGCUAUCAGUUACAUUCUAAUGGUAUGACUAUAUGGUCAGUGAGAGGCUUUCCUCCUUUUAAAGACUGAACAUUCUUGCUGUUCAUGAUUGAUUUACUCACAUUGCUGUUUACUCAUCUUGCUUUUGAAUUGUUUAAUUGUGAUUGACAGUUUCAUUAGAUCUGCUUCACACCUACCAAAGAGAGGAGAUUGGUGAAAAAGGAUUCAUUGUUUAUUCAGUGUAAUGAAAUAAUACAAAAUAAAAAACUUGUUUAAAGUA